This is a messenger RNA of Rhagoletis zephyria (snowberry fruit fly), 1187 nucleotides long. RefSeq lists its product as uncharacterized. Lineage: Eukaryota; Metazoa; Arthropoda; Insecta; Diptera; Tephritidae. The record is from RefSeq and is a predicted model, not a curated record.
UUCCUCUUAUGAUAAAAGCUGAGAAAUAUGUUUAUCGCGUAAAUUGUAGAUACGCCCAUAUUGUUUCUGGCUACCCUGUCGGAAAAAUAUUCGGAUAUUCCUUUUAUGAGAACUGCUAGGCAAUACAUUUAUUACGAGUAUUAUUGGUAUGGUAAGCAUAUUGGUGUUUGGUAUUAUGGUAUUUUUGGUGAUUUUCAAUUCAACAUUUCAUUUACAGAAAAAUUUUUCCAUUAGAUAUACUGACAUAUUGCGUUUAUCUCAUAAAGUCUACAUAAAAUCGAUAACCUUAUAAUUUCAAAAAGUUAUUUUGUUGAUCGUAAUGACCAUUUUUACUACUAUAGGAUUCGAUUUAAUAUAAUUACGCAUAACAAUGCCUCGAAAAAAGUGUAUGGGAGUGUCAGCUGAUCGCAAAAAAACGUAAUUGCCUUCCAAUAACCCAAGAUAUGCAACAACGGCAGAUCUAUUUGCAACGAGCUAGGGAAUGUAUGCGGAACCAAAGGCAGAAACAACGGGCCGAACAAAGGCAACAAUUCACUCCCCAAUUUAGUAGUGUUUUGGUGCCAUCAUAUUUUCAGCGAUUAAGUGAAGAUGUCAGUGCAAGGAGGCGGCAAGAAAAGCUACCAAAGACGUAUUGCGGUGCACAUCUCUUCCUUAAAGACGAUGAGAUAGAAUCAAGUUGUGCUGAACGCAUGGAGAAGAUAUGUGAGUUUUGCUCAGCUAAACUUUAUCCAGGCGAGGCCGCUGAUAAUACUGCAUCCAUCUGUUGCCACAUCUGUUUACCACCAAUUUCUGUCCGCGAUGAGCUGAAAGAACUUAUUGAGCGCAAUGAUGGCAUCACAAAAAACUAUUUGGAGAAUAUCCGUAAAUUUAACAAUGGUCUUGCGUUUGCUACAGUGCAGGUGAACUUUGUCAAUAUUCCGGGUAGAGGACCAUUUUGUUUUAAACUAGAGUAAGACGAUUCUCAUAUAUUAUUGUUUCUGUUAAAGAAACAUUUAAUCAAAAAGUUAAUUCUGAAUAUAUUUUCUCCCUCCAUAUUGUAUUCAAAGUAAAUGACACCAUGUUUCCCUCAAGUCAUGACACUCAUAUAUUAGUCAGUUUGUAAUGUGUUUUUAUGUAUGUACCUAAUAAGUAUAAGUUCUGAUGUACUGUAAAUCUAAUUAAUGUUUUCAAUAUAUGUAUAAUAAAAA